Messenger RNA from Loa loa (African eye worm), 5691 nucleotides. RefSeq names its product GTPase activating protein and VPS9 domains 1. The record is from RefSeq and is a predicted model, not a curated record. The transcript has 33 exons. Gene Ontology annotation, cellular component: cytosol; endocytic vesicle. Gene Ontology annotation, molecular function: small GTPase binding; guanyl-nucleotide exchange factor activity. Gene Ontology annotation, biological process: vesicle-mediated transport; regulation of GTPase activity. Lineage: Eukaryota; Metazoa; Nematoda; Chromadorea; Rhabditida; Onchocercidae. Bases 38 to 4801 code for a protein of 1587 amino acids.
AAUUUUAGUAGAUUUUCAAGUUGAGAAAACUGGCAAGAUGGAUUUGUGUAAUGAACACUCAGGAUUGGAUACGCUGACGAUGCUCUGUGAAAGGUUACGGUCCGAGAAAUUACUUGUGGCUAGUGAAUUGGACACUCUGCAACGACUUAACGAGGAGGUUGAUAAUGCACAAAGUGAAUUAGCACAUCUAGCCUGGGUAUGCAGGCAAGAACAGACAAUUUUGUCGCGACUGAUCAAUUCCCAUCCGGACGUUCGACCUGAAAAUUGUUGUUUUCUAACUUCCCAGUUCGAAUCCGCCCAUUUUAUCGAUGGAUAUCGUCGUGUCGAUGGACAGCAUUACAGUAGCGUUACGGAAUUAUUGAACUUAUUAUUAAACUCACCGAAUUUAGUUGCUGAAAUAUUACAUGCUGCAGACCAAACGUUGAAGAACACCGAUUCACCGUUUGUUGAGCUGGUUUCAUGUGUCUAUAGUCUUUUAUAUGGAUGUGCAGUUUUCCCGGAAGAUGAACGUCGCGUUCUGGAAGCCCUUUUCCAUCUACUGGAUAUUCAAUUGGCUUCACAUUCCGAUCCACGAUUGUUAUUACGCCGAGGAAAUGUCUCUUUUUGCCAGCUUUAUCGUUUGUUCUCUGAAGGGAUGUAUUCCGCAAAGAUUUUCCUAACAGCAGCUCUGCACGAUCCUGUGAUGUUCGUGUUAUCUCAAGAUGAUGUUUUUUUGGAUAUCGAACCCACAAAAACAUUAAUACGUUUCCCUGCGGAAGAAAGGAGAAGGCGUUUUGGCGAAGAUGAAAAUUCACUUACUUUUUUGCAAAAAUUAACGGCUCAUCGUCGAUAUAUUGAAUCAAAAUUGGUAUCAGUUGCAAACCGGUUUAUCCGAGCAAUAACAGAUGCCAUGUCUUGCUUUCCUCAAAGCUUGGGUUGUAUUGUUCGACGACUAUACACUGUUUUAGUUGAUCACAGAAAACUUAGUCGUGAGCAGGCAACGUUGAUUUGUACGGAUUUAAUUUUCACUUACCUUAUUUGUCCUGCUAUUGCAAAUCCUGAAACUCUUGGAGUCAUAUCAGAUACUCCAGUCACCUACAUGGCAAGGUUCAACUUGAUGCAGAUAGGACAGAUUUUGCAGACAUUAGCUGUUGCGCCUUUUGAGUCUCCUUCGACUCAUAUCGCGCAUUUUUAUUCUCAGUUCGAUCAGCGGUCGAUGUCAUGUGUAGUGCAGCUUGUUCUUACAACGCAUGGUGAAUCAAUAGAAAGCGUAUGCGCGGUCAGUAGCGAAUCACCACCCCAAGUUAUUGAACAAUUUGUCCGACGCAUGUUCGUAGGUACGGUUGCAGAAUUGGACUCUUUGAUUAGUGCUGUUCGUUGUUUUGCAAUUAGUCCUAUGGGUGAUGAGUCGCUGCGACGGGCAUUAACUGCAAUAUUACGACGAUUACCAAUGAAACUUGCGCGGGGUGAUGUAUCAAAUGUUGAGAGAAGUCAAUCGAACGACCGAAAUUCGGAUCUUUUUUUCACCGAUGCUAAGACAUUAGAUUCAGUUCAAAGUGGUGAUCAGAAAGGUUUGCGAUCUAAACAUUGCAAGUUCACGGAGUCUGCUGAAUCUGACCGUUUUCAAACAGGCAAUACUGAGGUACUUAUAUUUCCCCUUGGUGAAGGUAGAGAACCAUUGGGAAUGUGUUCUGAAGAGAAAUUCAUGGAAUCAGUUCGAAAUCCGCAGCGAGUACGAAAACAUAAAACAUCGGAUGAAUCAGCUGAAAAGCGGACUCGUUUUGUUGAUACUGAAAGCAUUGAUCGUACCACUGAUGGUGGGAGCGAUGACGAAGAAGCAGCAAGUUUAUCCUCUUCUAUCGAAGGUAACGCUGAUGGUAUGGAUGAUGAUGCUGAGGAUGUAUCAACUUUACCGGAUAAUUUCAGUGAUGUUAUUCCUAGUAGUGCAAAUGUUUCCGGUCGUGGUUCACCAAGCAUCAGUGAUCCGGCUUCUAAUCGGGGUGGUUCACGCUCAGCUCGGUCAGCUGCGCCGUCAAAUGGCGAAAAUGCUAAUAAUGCAAUACAAGAAAAUAAUAAUGCUCGCCAACAUAAUCUUCCGAAUUUACCAAUUGCCGUUCGUCGUGAAAAUACUGAAGGUCUCGAAGAAAAGUUCGGGAAAUUUUGCUUGCCUUCGCAAAGCGAUAGUCGUCACAAAUAUCGUGAUGAAACACAUUCACUUGUCAGUGAAAGCUGGUCCACUGAUGUUCUACCAUCAGAUACGGAGGGUUUCGGUUUUGAUACUAGACAAGAAGGAGACAACAUUAUGCCUACGGUUGCUCCUCCUGUGCUACCGGCAGUUGUUGAAGUUGGUGAACCUCGGAACGGAAGUAGGCCAAGCAGGAUGGGUUCACAACGAUUUGCCACUGGCAAUGCAAUUGCAUCUUUAACUGUAGCAGGUAACGGCGAAGAUCGAAGUGAUACAUGGUCUGUAGAUGCAGUAGCCAGUGAUUCUGAGGCAGAUCCUGUCCAAAGGAACGAUGACUUAUUAAUGAUUGAUGAUCCUGAUAGUGUCGAUGUUACAUCUGUUGUUAGUGGUAGUGCAAACGUAACAGUGUUAGCUUCUGCUUGCAGCGAAAGCAACAUGACAGGAGGUAGUAACGCCAUUGUUCAAACAACACAUAUCCAAAAUAAAGCUUCUCGAGGAAACAAUUUCUCAUUUCAGCAUAUCGCCAAAAAGUCGGUGCCCAUGCCAUCGACUGAUGCGUCAAUCUUUCGUGAAUUGAACCAAGUAAACCUGGUGGCUUCAUCAUCAAGCAGUCAUGGUCGUGAACGUCUUAGACGUCAAUCCAGUGGGAGUUCCUUCUAUUCAAAAUCUGAUGUUGACUCUGAAUUUUCUAAGGAUCUUAAUGAUGACGCACUUUCGUCACUGCCCGGCGAUUACACUCCGUCUUUUCGCAACAGUAUAGGUGAACUUGUGCUGACCAGUCCAGCUGCUUCAGUAAUGGCAACAGCUGGUUCCUUCUGUAAUGAUGACAUAGAAGCAGGGUCAAACGUUAUUCCGGUCAAUGAUGAUUUAAUGAAUUCGUCAAAAAAUGAUGUCACCACAACAAAUACGCGAAAAGCUGAAAAGUGUAAUGAAUAUGAAGAACAUACAGUGAUGAGAAAAACCGAACACAACAACGAAGAUAAAAUAGAUGAGGAGGCUAUAAAAGCAAAUUGGGCUAAUAAUGGAGUCAUGCCAAAAACAUAUCGUGUCCCUUCUGUAACUUCUCGUCUGCGACCUCAGAAUGAAGAUAUUGAAAGAAAUGAAAGUCCACUGAUGCGAAAAAAAAUGAAUAUAUUACACGGUUUACAUAAAGUGGGCGAAUCACUGAAAAUGAGAAAAGGUGCUGUGGUUAGUUCACUUCGUCAAUCAUUAUCUCAAGCUACAGCAAUAAAUGAAGUCACAUCUUUGAAAGGCACAAAUGAAAAAGAUUCCUCUACGGCGUCUUUUGGUAUAGGAGUCGGUCGAUUUGCCGAAAGUCGUUCCCUUGAUGAAUUGAAUAUCACUGUCGAUUUAAGCAAGCGAACAGCAAAUGAAAUCCUCGAUAAAUAUAAAGGAAAAGCAGUUCCUUUAUAUACAGUUCAAGGAAAUGAUCAGUUUCUGGACGAAAAUAAUCAGCAAAAGGAGAAAGCUAGUAAGACACUUGAAGAUUCAGAAUUGUAUUACGAUCCUAAUAAUCUGAUUCAGUGUCGUGCUUUUGUUGAUGUGAAGCGAAAAUUACGCUUGGUGCUGAGUUCAGUAGCUUCGUUGCCUGGAAUAUCUUCUGUUGGAGGUGGAAGCAUUUUACGCAGACCUAAAUUGAGGAUGAGUGUAAAGAAUGAUGCACGGCAGCUGACAGAAUUUCUACAGAUCCUGUUGGCCGAAAGCAUCAAUGGGCAAGAUAAGACUCUCUGUGCACAAAUUCGUGAAGUUAUGCGCUGCUUAGUCGCAUUCGAUGACAGAGCAGUUAGGAAACUGUUAAGAGCUCUGAAGGGCGAGCACCGAAAACGGACGGCAUAUAUGCUUUAUUUACAGCAGUCUCGUCUUAAUCUACUUCAGCUGCGCUCUAAUCUAGAAAAACUAUCCAUCCGUCUUCAAAGAGAGAAGCUGCUGAUUGGUGAGUGCUUAGUAGACAUGCUUGUUCGAUUUUAUCUGGAAGAGCGUGACUUACAGCUACGAAGGUUUAUUGCUGAAUUUCAGACUCUAAAAGCUCAGGAUGAAAGAACGGAUGUAAUGGAGCGUGCUUUGAAUUCAUUAUAUGAAUGCUUACCGCGUGAGAAAAUGUGGCGCUUUGCAAAUGCAGAAAGAAUCUCAUUUGUAAAAAAGAGUGUUGAACGUUCAUUAAUGGCUCAGCUCUACGUUUAUGCACUUUAUCCAAAUGGUGAAGCCGAUCAAAGUCGGGACAGUGUUUUCCACAAAUCAGUACAAAAAUUAGCAGCAGAGAUCACUCCCGACCACCCUCAGUUGCGUAUAUCAGUGAGAUUACGUGGCGAAUGUCCAUGGCCAUCAGCGCAAGCAGAGAUAGGAAUUAUAAAUGCAUACAAGUCACCGCGAGAUAAGAUGGCUUGUAUUAUUAGAUGUUGUGAAACGAUCGAAAAUCUUAUUAUCCUGUCAUCCGAAAGAGGAGCCGCUUCGGCAGAUGAUAUUACUCCUGUACUUGUUUACGUUCUUAUUCAGGCAAAUCCGUUGGCUCUACUAUCUAAUAUCCAGUAUAUUGGUGCAUUUUAUGCAAAUCAAAUAGCAGGCAUAGAAGCAUACUGGUGGACUCAGUUCACUAGUGCAAUAGAAUUCAUUAAAACAUUGUUAAGUCAGAAUCUGUGAGAUAAUAAUGACUGCGAAACUCUUUGCAAUAUUAAAUUUCCGCAACUUCUGCAUUUUGAUGUUUCAUUUGUUUCGGCUCAUUUAGACCUGUUUCAUUAUGUUAUGAUUCUUAUAUACAUCGUAUAUUCACACACAGUUUAAUUAUUUUUCAUUAUUUAUCUUGCCACAAUGUAAUCAAUGGCCUUGUUAUUAAAAGUGUGAUUUUUCAACAGUGUAGCUUUAAUUUGCUCUUUAAUAAGUACGCUUCUUUGAAUUUGUUUAAUAGUUUUGAUUCUGGGUCUACUUUGUCCUGUUAAGGCGACAACAUGAUUUUGAUAAGAGUCAUGCUUAUUUAUCGAAACUGAGUUUUUUAAUGUUUUCAUAUUUUUUAACCUUUGCAUAUGUUCGUUCGGCAUCAUUCAAACUUCGAAAUUUGUAGCUUAGUGAAAUCAAGCAAUUUGAACGUUUGUAUGUUUCCACCAUUAAGUCCAGAUCAUUUAUAGCCACUCUGUGAAUUAAUUUAUUGGCUGUGAAUGAGUGACUAUGUUUGCUGCUUGCAGUAAUUUGUUCACGACGAUUUUAUAUAAUUUAUCUCUCCUUUCAAAUAAAACCUGGUAUGUCUGGCUCUAGUUUAUAGAAAUUUUGCAUAAUUUAUCUCUCCUUUUAAAUAAAAGCUGUUAUAUCUGACCCUAAUUUAUAGAAAUUUCGCGUUAUUGAUAAAAAUUUGACUUUUUUUGUGCGAAAAUACCUGCUGAAAGAUCAAAUGUAGCAAAUACGAAAUUAUGUCAUACUUUGUAAAUUGAUUUAAGCGCUUUUUCCUGUUAACGAGAAUUGUCAAUUUAGCACGGAUAUGUCGUGUUGUUGAUGUAUUUGACCGUAUGCUUGUAUUUGGCCAGUAAAUUAUCUCUUGC